AUGAGUGACAAGCCUCUGUCUCUCUCCGCAGACAGCAAAGCCGUCGUGGAUGGGAACCUGAAGCUCAUCCUGGGCCUGGUGUGGACGCUGAUCCUCCACUACUCCAUCUCCAUGCCGGUGUGGGAGGAUGAGGGCGACGAUGAUGCCAAGAAGCAGACGCCCAAGCAGAGACUGCUGGGAUGGAUCCAGAACAAGAUCCCCUACUUGCCCAUCACCAACUUCAACCAGAACUGGCAAGAUGGCAAAGCCCUGGGAGCCCUGGUAGACAGCUGUGCUCCAGGUCUAUGCCCAGACUGGGAAUCCUGGGACCCGCGGAAGCCUGUGGAUAAUGCUCGGGAAGCCAUGCAGCAGGCGGACGACUGGCUGGGGGUCCCACAGGUCAUCACUCCCGAAGAAAUCAUUCACCCAGAUGUGGAUGAGCACUCGGUGAUGACGUACCUGUCCCAGUUUCCCAAGGCCAAGCUCAAGCCAGGGGCUCCUCUGAAACCCAAACUCAACCCCAAAAAAGCCAGAGCCUACGGCAGAGGAAUCGAGUCCACCGGAAACAUGGUGAAGCAGCCAGCCAAGUUCACCGUGGACACCAUCAGUGCCGGGCAAGGAGAGGUGAUGGUGUUUGUCGAGGACCCAGAAGGGAACAAAGAAGAGGCACGAGUGACCCCAGAUAGUGACAAGAACAAGACGUAUUCUGUGGAGUAUUUGCCCAAGGUCACCGGGCUGCACAAGGUCACAGUCCUCUUUGCAGGACAGCACAUCUCCAAGAGCCCAUUUGAAGUGAAUGUGGACAAGGCCCAGGGAGAUGCUAGCAAGGUCACUGCGAAAGGGCCAGGCUUGGAGAUGGCAGGGAACAUCGCCAACAAGCCCACUUACUUCGACAUCUACACAGCAGGCGCCGGCGUGGGCGACAUUGGUAUUGAGGUGGAGGACCCCCAGGGGAAGAACACCGUGGAGCUGCUUGUGGAAGACAAAGGGAACCAGGUGUACCGCUGCGUGUACAAACCCGUGCAGCCCGGACCCCACGUGGUCAAGGUCUCCUUUGCCGGCGACACUAUUCCCAAGAGCCCCUUCCUUGUGCAGGUCGGAGAAGCCUGCAGUCCAAACGCCUGCCGGGCCAGUGGCCGAGGCCUGCAGCCCAAAGGCGUCCGCAUCCGAGAGACUGCCGACUUCAAGGUUGACACCAAAGCUGCCGGAAGUGGGGAGCUCAGCGUAACCGUGAAAGGUCCUAAAGGUCUGGAGGCACUGGUGAAACAAAAAGGCUUUCUGGAUGGGGUCUACGCCUUCGAGUAUUACCCCAGCACCCCUGGGAAAUACAGCAUCGCCAUCACAUGGGGGGGUCACCACAUUCCAAAGAGCCCCUUUGAAGUCCAAGUUGGCCCUGAAGCAGGCAUGCAGAAAGUCCGGGCAUGGGGCCCUGGACUGCACGGUGGGCUUGUCGGGCGGUCUGCGGACUUCGUGGUGGAAUCCAUUGGCUCUGAAGUGGGGUCUCUAGGGUUUGCCAUCGAAGGCCCCUCUCAGGCGAAGAUUGAGUAUGAUGACCAGAACGACGGGUCGUGUGAUGUCAAGUACUGGCCCAAGGAGCCUGGCGAGUAUGCGGUUCACAUCAUGUGCGAUGACGAAGACAUCAAGGACAGCCCAUACAUGGCCUUCAUCCACCCAGCCUCGGGGGACUACAACCCAGACCUGGUUCAAGCAUAUGGGCCGGGAUUGGAGAAGUCUGGGUGCAUCGUCAACAACCUGGCUGAGUUCACCGUGGAUCCCAAAGAUGCUGGGAAAGCGCCCUUGAAGAUAUUUGCUCAGGAUGGGGAAGGCCAGCCCAUUGACAUCCAGAUGAAGAGCCGGAUGGACGGGACGUUUGCCUGCGCGUACACCCCACUGAAGGCCAUCAAGCACACCAUCGCGGUGGUAUGGGGAGGCGUGAACAUACCACACAGCCCCUACAGGGUCAACAUUGGCCAAGGCAGCCAUCCCCAGAAGGUCAACGUGUUUGGGCCAGGGGUGGAGAGAAGUGGCCUGAAGGCGAAUGAGCCUACUCAUUUCACAGUAGACUGCACCGAGGCCGGCGAAGGUGAUGUCAGCGUUGGCAUUAAGUGUGAUGCUCGGGUGUUAAGUGAAGAUGAGCAAGACGUGGAUUUUGACAUUAUUCACAAUGCCAAUGACACCUUCACAGUUAAAUACGUGCCUCCCGCCGCCGGGCGGUACACUAUCAAAGUUCUCUUUGCAUCUCAGGAAAUCCCCGCCAGCCCUUUCCGAGUCAAAGUUGACCCUUCCCACGAUGCCAGCAACGUGAGGGCAGAAGGCCCCGGGCUCAGCAAGGCAGGUGUGGAAAACGGAAAGCCAACCCACUUCACGGUCUACACCAAAGGGGCCGGGAAAGCCCCGCUCAACGUGCAGUUCAGCAGCCCCCUUCCCGGCGACGCGGUGAAGGACUUGGAUAUCAUCGACAAUUACGACUACUCCCACACCGUGAAGUACACGCCCACCCAGCAGGGCAGCAUGCAGGUUCUGGUGACGUACGGCGGGGACCCCAUCCCUAAGAGCCCUUUCACCGUGGGCAUUGCUGCUCCGCUGGAUCUGAGCAAGAUAAAAAUUCAUGGGCUGGAAAACAGAGUGGAAGUUGGGAAGGACCAGGAGUUCGCCGUUGACACCAAGGGAGCUGGAGGCCAGGGGAAACUGGACGUGACCAUCCUUAGUCCCUCUCGGAAGGUCGUGCCAUGCCUGGUGGCGCCUGUGGCCGGCCGGGAGAGCAGCACAGCCAAGUUCAUCCCUCGGGAGGAGGGGCUCUAUGCCGUCGACGUGACCUACGAUGGACACCCCGUGCCCGGGAGCCCUUACACAGUGGACGCCUCCCUGCCGCCAGACCCCAGCAAGGUGAAGGCCCAUGGGCCUGGCCUCCAAGGCGGCCUUGUGGGCAAGCCUGCCGAGUUCACCAUCGACACCAAAGGAGCCGGCACGGGUGGUUUGGGCCUCACGGUGGAGGGCCCGUGCGAGGCCAAGAUCGAGUGCUCCGACAACGGCGACGGGACCUGCUCGGUCUCCUACCUGCCCACCAAGCCCGGGGAGUACUUUGUCAACAUCCUCUUCGAAGACGUUCACAUUCCUGGCUCUCCCUUCAAAGCCGACAUCGAGAUGCCCUUCGACCCCUCCAAGGUGGUGGUGUCCGGCCCGGGUCUGGAGCCUGGAAAAGUGGGUGAAGCCGGGCUGCUUAGCGUCGACUGUUCGGAAGCAGGGCCUGGGGCCCUGGGCCUGGAGGCCGUCUCGGACGCGGGAGCGAGAGCAGAAGUCAGUAUUCAGAACAACAAAGACGGCACCUACGCAGUGACCUACGUGCCCCUGACCGCCGGCAUGUACACGCUGACCAUGAAGUACGGCGGGGAGCCCGUCCCGCGCUUCCCUGCCCGGGUCAAGGUCGAGCCUGCCAUCGACACCAGCAGGGUCAAGGUCUUUGGGCCAGGGAUAGAAGGGAAAGAUGUGUUUCGAGAAGCCACCACCGACUUCACAGUGGACUCGCGGACCCUGACCCAGGUCGGAGGGGACCACAUCAAGGCCCACAUUGCCAACCCCUCAGGGGCUGCCACCGAGUGCUUCGUCACAGACAAUGCUGACGGGACCUACCAGGUGGAGUACACGCCCUUUGAGAAAGGCCUGCACAUCGUGGAGGUGACGUACGACGAUGUGCCCAUCCCAAACAGUCCCUUCAAAGUGGCUGUAACCGAGGGCUGCCAGCCAUCCCGGGUUGAAGCCCGAGGACCUGGAUUGAAAGAGGCCUUUACCCACAAGCCCAACGUCUUCACUGUGGUCACCAGAGGAGCAGGCAUUGGUGGGCUUGGCAUAACUGUGGAGGGACCGUCAGAGUCGAAGAUAAACUGCAGGGACAACAAAGACGGCAGCUGCAGUGCGGAGUACAUCCCCUUUGCUGCGGGCGAUUACGACGUUAAUAUCACAUACGGAGGAGCCCACAUCCCUGGCAGCCCCUUCAGAGUGCCUGUGAAGGACGUCGUGGACCCCAGCAAGGUCAAGAUUGCCGAUCCCGGGAUGGGCUCCGGUGUCCGAGCCCACAUCCAGCAGUCCUUCACGGUGGACACCAGCAAAGCCGGCCUGGCCCCGCUGGAAGUGCGGGUGAUGGGCCCACGAGCUGAUGAGACGGAUUCCCAGUCCAGGAGCAGCCCCUUGAAAACCAUUUCCGAGUUCUUUCAAGGUGACCCGAAGGGUGACUUUACGGAGACAGGCCUGGUGGAACCAGUGACUGUGAUGGACAAUGGCGACGGCACACAUACAGUGACCUACACCCCAUCCCAGGAAGGACCUUACAUGAUCUCUGUCAAGUAUGCUGAUGAAGAAAUCCCACGCAGUCCCUUUAAGGUCAAGGUCCUUCCCACAUAUGAUGCCAGCAAAGUGACGGCCAGCGGGCCCGGCCUCAGUUCUUAUGGUGUGCCUGCCAGUCUGCCCGUGGAGUUCGCCAUCGAUGCCAGAAACGCCGGGGAAGGCCUGCUUGCUGUGCAGAUCGCGGACCAAGAGGGGAAACCCAAGCGAGCCGUUGUCCAGGACAACAAAGAUGGCACGUAUGCCGUCACCUACAUCCCCGACAAGACCGGGCGCUAUUCCAUCGGGGUCACCUACGGCGGGGACGACAUCCCGCUCUCUCCGUACCGCAUCCGGGCCACGCAGACAGGCGAUGCCAGCAAGUGCCUGGCCACUGGCCCUGGAAUCGCCUCCGUCGUGAAAACGGGUGAGGAAGUGGGGUUUGUGGUCGACGCCAAGACUGCCGGGAAGGGGAAAGUGACCUGCACGGUUCUGACUCCGGACGGCACUGAGGCGGAGGCCGAGGUCAUUGAGAACAAGGAUGGCACCUACGACAUCUUCUACACCGCUGCCAAGCCGGGCACCUACGUGAUCUACGUGCGCUUUGGUGGCGUGGAUAUUCCCAACAGCCCCUUCACCGUCAUGGCCACAGACGGGGAAGUCACGGCCGUGGAGGAGGCACCGGUGGUAAAUGCAUGUCCCCCUGGAUUCAGGCCCUGGGUAACUGAAGAGGCCUAUGUCCCUGUGAGUGACAUGAACGGCCUGGGAUUUAAGCCUUUCGACUUGGUCAUCCCGUUCGCAGUCCGGAAAGGAGAAAUCACUGGGGAGGUCCACAUGCCUUCCGGGAAGACGGCCACCCCCGAGAUUGUGGACAACAAGGACGGCACGGUGACCGUGCGAUACGCCCCCACCGAGGUCGGCCUCCACGAGAUGCACAUCAAAUACAUGGGCAGCCACAUCCCCGAGAGCCCGCUCCAGUUCUACGUGAACUACCCCAACAGCGGAAGCGUGUCUGCCUACGGCCCCGGCCUGGUGUACGGAGUGGCCAACAAAACCGCCACCUUCACCAUUGUCACCGAGGACGCGGGAGAAGGGGGUCUGGACCUGGCUAUCGAGGGCCCCUCGAAGGCCGAAAUCAGCUGCAUCGACAACAAAGAUGGGACGUGCACGGUGACCUACCUGCCCACCCUGCCGGGCGACUACAGCAUCCUGGUCAAGUACAACGACAAGCACAUCCCCGGCAGUCCCUUCACGGCCAAGAUCACAGACGACAGCAGACGCUGCUCGCAGGUGAAGCUGGGCUCUGCGGCUGACUUCCUGCUCGACAUCAGUGAGACUGACCUCAGCACCCUGACGGCCAGCAUCAAGGCCCCGUCGGGACGGGAUGAGCCCUGCCUCCUCAAGAGGCUGCCCAAUAACCACAUCGGCAUAUCCUUCAUCCCCCGGGAAGUGGGCGAGCAUCUGGUCAGCAUCAAGAAGAACGGCAGCCACGUGGCCAACAGCCCCGUGUCCAUCAUGGUGGUCCAGUCUGAGAUCGGCGAUGCCCGCCGGGCCAAAGUCUACGGCCGAGGCUUGUCAGAAGGCCGCACCUUCGAGAUGUCCGACUUCAUUGUGGACACGAGGGAUGCAGAAAUCAGCAGCAGCGACAUGUCGGCCCAAGUGACCAGCCCCUCAGGCCGCGUGACCGAGGCAGAGAUCGUACCCGUGGGGAAGAACUCACACUGCGUCCGCUUUGUGCCCCAGGAGAUGGGCGUUCACACGGUCAGCGUCAAGUACCGUGGCCAGCACGUCACAGGCAGCCCCUUCCAGUUCACCGUGGGGCCACUCGGGGAAGGGGGUGCCCACAAGGUCCGGGCAGGAGGCCCCGGCCUGGAGCGGGGAGAAGCAGGAGUGCCCGCCGAGUUCAGCAUCUGGACCCGAGAAGCCGGUGCGGGGGGCCUGUCCAUCGCCGUGGAGGGCCCCAGCAAGGCCGAGAUCACAUUUGAUGACCACAAGAACGGAUCCUGCGGCGUGUCUUACAUUGCCCAAGAGCCUGGUAACUACGAGGUGUCUGUCAAGUUCAACGAUGAGCACAUUCCUGAGAGCCCCUACCUGGUGCCCAUCAUCGCGCCCUCCGACGACGCCCGCCGCCUCACUGUUAUGAGCCUUCAGGAAUCCGGAUUAAAAGUUAACCAGCCAGCAUCCUUUGCUAUAAGGUUGAAUGGGGCAAAGGGCAAGAUCGAUGCCAAGGUGCACAGCCCCUCGGGAGCCGUGGAAGAGUGCCACGUGUCUGAACUGGAGCCAGACAAGUAUGCCGUUCGCUUCAUCCCCCACGAGAACGGAAUCCACACGAUCGACGUCAAGUUCAACGGGAGCCACGUGGUUGGAAGCCCCUUCAAAGUGCGUGUCGGGGAGCCUGGACAAGCGGGGAACCCCGCCCUGGUGUCUGCUUAUGGCGCGGGGCUCGAGGGCGGCACCACAGGCAUCCAGUCUGAAUUUUUCAUCAACACUACCCGCGCGGGGCCGGGAACACUGUCAGUCACCAUUGAAGGCCCGUCCAAGGUCAAGAUGGAUUGCCAGGAGACCCCAGAGGGGUACAAAGUCAUGUACACUCCCAUGGCUCCCGGCAGCUACCUGAUCGGUGUUAAAUAUGGUGGGCCUAACCACAUUGUGGGCAGCCCUUUCAAGGCCAAGGUGACAGGUCAACGUCUGGUCAGCCCCGGAUCAACCAAUGAGACUUCAUCCAUCCUGGUGGAAUCGGUGACCAGGUCUUCCACAGAGACCUGCUACAGCGCCAUCCCCAAAGCCUCUUCAGACGCCAGCAAGGUCACCUCAAAGGGCGCAGGGCUCCUGAAGGCCUUUGUGGGCCAGAAGAGCUCCUUCCUGGUGGACUGCAGCCAAGCUGGUUCCAACAUGCUGCUGAUCGGGGUCCACGGGCCCACCACACCCUGUGAAGAGGUCUCCAUGAAGCACGUGGGAAAUCAGCAAUACAACGUCACAUACGUAGUCAAGGAGAAGGGCGACUACGUGCUGGCUGUGAAGUGGGGGGAGGAGCACAUCCCAGGCAGCCCCUUCCACGUCUCAGUGCCAUAAAACGGGCCCCCGCAAAUCUGAGGGAUGGCGCUCUGGAGGCCGCUUCUUUGCUUGUUCGUAAAUCGCUGGAUACAGAGUUCCCCCGGCCUGCGUGUGGGUCUGGCGCCCCUUCCCUCACAUCUCCAUUCUAAAGUGCCUUCAGGAGGACGGAUGGUCUAGACUUGAUUCUGUCGGGGAGGGGGGCAUCUUGGAGAACCCAAAGACACAUAAACUCAAAAUGGUCUUAAGAAAAUUCCGUGUGCCCGUGAUCCAAAUCGGACCUCUUGGUGGCAGACCGAGGAUGUGGACAGGGACGUGGGUGAUUUUUUUUAUAUAUAAAUGAAAUUGGCUAGCCUAA
Molecule: messenger RNA, 7705 nt
Organism: Echinops telfairi (small Madagascar hedgehog)
Lineage: Eukaryota; Metazoa; Chordata; Mammalia; Afrosoricida; Tenrecidae
Gene: FLNB
Product: filamin B
Exons: 44
Coding region: 1-7368 (2455 amino acids)
Biological process (GO): actin cytoskeleton organization
Molecular function (GO): actin filament binding
Source: RefSeq, a predicted model, not a curated record